Hibiscus syriacus is the source of this 1287-nucleotide messenger RNA. Its product is annotated as triacylglycerol lipase 1. The transcript is spliced from 9 exons. Gene Ontology annotation, biological process: lipid metabolic process. The coding region runs from base 35 to 1237 and encodes 400 amino acids. Gene Ontology annotation, molecular function: hydrolase activity, acting on ester bonds. The record is from RefSeq and is a predicted model, not a curated record. NCBI's taxonomy places the organism in Eukaryota, Viridiplantae, Streptophyta, Magnoliopsida, Malvales, Malvaceae.
GUGAGUGUGUGGCAGUCCCGUCGCGCUCACUCCCAUGGACAAGUUUCUGGUGUUUCUUUGCUUCUUUCUCUCUUUCGUUCUUUCCGACGCUGAUUUCACCGGAAAUUCGUCCGAUCCCGGCCUUACUUCCUCCGGCGACUCUCUCUGCGCUCAGCUUAUCGAGCCCAAUGGUUAUAUCUGCUCCGAACACACUGUUCAAACCAAGGAUGGCUAUUUAUUAGCUCUCCAGCGCGUUUCAUCUCCUUCUGGUGAUCUCAGAGUUCAGCAAGGUCACCCUGUUUUGCUUCAGCAUGGAUUAUUCAUGGCAGGUGAUGCAUGGUUUUUGGAUUCUACUGAACAGGGAUUGGGCUUCAUCCUUGCAGACCAGGGUUUUGAUGUAUGGGUCGGAAAUGUUCGUGGAACAAGAUGGAGUCAUGGACACAUAUCUUUCUUAGACACAGAUAAGGAAUUUUGGGAGUGGAGCUGGCAGGAAUUAGCUUUAUAUGAUCUUGCGGAAAUGUUGCACUACAUACAUGCAGUCGCAAGUUUUAAAGUCUUUAUUGUUGGACAUUCACAGGGAACAAUAAUGUCUUUGGCUGCUCUCACUCAGCCGGACAUAGUGGAAAUGGUUGAAGCUGCUGCUCUUUUGUCUCCAAUAUCUUACUUAGAACAUGUCAGCGCACCACUUGUACUUAGAAUGGUUGCAAUGCAUCUUGAUCAGAUAGUGCUUGCUUUGGGGUUGCAUCAAUUGAAUUUCAGAAGCGAUGCGUUGGUUAACCUUGUGGAGUCUCUAUGUGAUGGCCAAGUGGAUUGUACUGAUUUUCUAAGUUCUAUUACAGGGGAAAAUUGCUGCUUCAAUAAAUCCCGCAUAAACUUCUAUCUGGAAUACGAACCACACCCAUCAUCUGUGAAGAACUUACGCCAUCUUUUCCAGAUGAUCCGUCAGGGUACUUUUUCCCAUUAUGAUUAUGGAAUCCUGAAAAACUUACUGACGUAUGGACAGUUCAAACCCCCAGCAUUCGAUCUCAACAGCAUACCAAAAUCAUUGCCGUUAUGGAUGAGUUAUGGAGGGAACGAUGGCUUAGCAGACACAACCGAUGUGCAGCGCACUCUUGAGGAAUUGUCAUCCAAGCCAGAGUUGCUUUAUCUUGAGAACUACGGCCACAUAGACUUCCUUUUGAGCAUAAAAGCAAAUAGGGAUAUAUAUGACCAUAUGAUUGGGUUUUUCAGGUCUUUGGAGAAGCCAAGUAGUUAUUGAAGUGAUUGCCUUCUUUGUUCCCGCAUAUAACGUAUAGUGUUUAAGUGUAC